CAACCUACAAUCGAUGGAUCCUCGUAUAUGGCACAAAGUCGCCGCCGUUUCGGGUAUGGCUGCUCUUGGCUUGGGAACUUAUGGUGCUCAUGUCUUUAAGCCAGAAAACCCUUCUUACAAACAGGUUUGGCAAACGGCUUCUCUUUACCAUUUGGUACACACUGCUGCUCUUGUUUCUGCUCCUAGCACCAAACAUCCCAACAUAUUUGGUGGCUUGUUGACUGCUGGGAUUGUAGCAUUUUCCGGCACGUGUUACAUGGUGGCACUGCGUGAGGACAGGAAGUUUUCUACCUUGGCACCAUUCGGAGGCUUUGCGUUCAUUGCUGCAUGGGCAACUCUACUUUUC
Molecule: messenger RNA, 346 nt
Organism: Thlaspi arvense
Lineage: Eukaryota; Viridiplantae; Streptophyta; Magnoliopsida; Brassicales; Brassicaceae
Source: the annotation of a GenBank genome assembly